This is a messenger RNA of Anisakis simplex (herring worm), 3279 nucleotides long. The record is from the annotation of a GenBank genome assembly. Lineage: Eukaryota; Metazoa; Nematoda; Chromadorea; Rhabditida; Anisakidae.
AGUGAUCAGUCGGUAAAUGUUGAAUCGGCGGUAAAUGGAGUAUUGUAUCUGGCAAAAAGUUUUGAAGCAACGCAGCUGGCAGUUUUAGAAGCGAAAUUAACGGUCAGCGACGAAAAUCAUCAUACAGAGCCAGAUGAUGAAGCGUUGGUAAUCAUACGCUUGGUACGACGUGAAGAGCAGAUUGCUGAUGUUGACUUGUUGAAAUUUGACGAUGAGAUCGUACCGAAAAUAAUUGCGGUACCCGAGGAUACGCCAAUUGGCUCGUAUGUAUACACGGUGAACGUGAGACCAGUGGCCACAGAACUUUUGGACAAUUUGGCGUCGUCGUCGUCACUUCGUUUCGAUGAUGCCUCAGCUGCUCAAGCGGAGUUUGAUGUGUCCAUCACAGGGACACGGAACGCUGCUCUGAGCAACAACAACAACUACUACAACCAUAAGCAGCAUCUGCAUCGUCGUAUCACCUAUUCCCUAUCAGAAGGGCAUCGCCUCUUUACCAUUAAUCCAAUUACAGGCGUUAUAAGUACGGUAGCCGGGCUGCGCUCAACGGGUGAGUCGAACGUUACCGUAGUGGCCAAUCAGCCGGCAUCGCAGACGAGUGUACCCAUUUGGCUGGUGGUUCGUGCCGUACGCUCGGCAUCCACAACCCGCAUGUACUCGUUGACUAGUGAAAGCCUUGUAUUGAACAUCACCGAAAAUGUAGCAAUCGGCACUUUAAUCAGUUCAUCAAUUGUAUCAUCAUCAGCAACAGCAGCACAGCUGCCAACGCCAAGCGGUGACACUGAAAAAAACACCAAGAAAAUGCCAUCCUUAGGCCUUUCGUAUCGUAUAUUUGGCCAAGACAGCGCUUAUCUCCGCAUUGACGAAAAGGGUGCCAUCUACACCGCAUUAGAAGUGGAUCAUGAGAUCAAACCGCGCUUAGCUGCAUUCAUUUAUGUGUUCCAUUCGACCAGUGAUCAUAUUUCGAUCAUACCGAUAACAGUAAAUGUGUUGGAUGAAAAUGAUUCAGAACCGCAAUUCCCCAAGAAGUUAUACGCAGCCAAAGUUAUGGAAAAUAGUCCGAUUAACACAUUUAUCGUUAAAGCUCAGGCGAUGGAUUCAGACGAUUCGGAAUUGGAGUACUCGUUGAUGAUGAAUAGUGAUUCAGCAGCGCUCUCGUCACUGCUCACUGUCGAUCACCAAGGCCAAAUUCGAAGCGCCGAGCCAUUGCUGGGUCUUGAGGGUGACUAUCAAUUUGCUGUGAUCGCUCGUGAUGGCAAACACAACGGUGCGUCGGCGAGCGUUUUCCUCACUAUUCUGCCCACUUCACGAUGUCAACCCACUUUACCCGAAUCCACUCCCACUGUCUUCACCAUCAAUGAGAAUCAACAAGCACCAACCGUCUUAACACACUUUAAAGCUAAUUUACCAGCAGCAAAAUCCGACGAUGACGAAUGUGAAUUGAAAUACGCCAUUUGGGAUGGUUUUAGAUACGUUAAUGAAACGCAAUUCUUCACGAUGAAUGCACUCACUGGUGAGUUGAGCACCAGGGUGGCAUUUGAUUACGAGACAUCGAAUCGCUAUUCGCUAGUGUUGGCCGCUCAAAGCGGUGAGCUGUUCGCACAAUUGGACGUCGAGGUACGUGUUAUGGAUUUGGAUGAUAAUCCAAUAGAAGUGAUCGAUAAGAUGAGUCGAUUCGAUGUGGCCGAAGACGAGCGAGCAGGUAAGAUAAUUGGUCGUAUUCGUGCACAAGAUCGAGACGCAACCGAUUCUGUCUAUUAUCAUUUGCUGACGGAUGCUGAUGGUAAGUUUGAAGUGGACACGACCAGUGGUACGAUCUCACUGAGAGAUCAACUCGAUCGCGAACGUCAAGAUUCAUACGAAUUGAAAAUUUUGGUAUCGAAUUCGGCCGAAUGGCACUCGUCGUCUCUAUCAGCCGAAACGGAAACAGGCAUGAGACGUGAAAAUGACCAUCCAGCAGCAUCAACCAUACAACAGCAGCAGCUGCAGGAUCAGUUAUCAAAAAGUGAUCAAAUGGCAGAUCAGAGUGAAGAGCAGCGGCAACACGGCGGAGUGCUUGCAAUCGUAAUGAUCAAUGUUCUUGACGUUAAUGAUAACGGUCCAAUAUUCGACAAGGAAUUGUACGUGAAAGCUAUAGCGCACACAGCGUUGGCUGGUACAAAAUUACUGAGCGUUCACGCGAGGGAUCCGGAUUUAACAAAUCAACUCUCGGCUGACGGUGAUAUUGUGGUGUAUCGAAUUGACGAUAUAAUCUAUCGAUAUUUGGAUCGGAGUCGUCAAGCCAGCGAUUUUUUGGCUGUUAACGAACACAGCGGUCUGGUGAGUCUUAGCCAACCGGUUGCCGAGUUUCGCGGAGGCGUUUUCGAGGCACGCAUUAUCAGUUCAGAUAUAAAGCCGCAGAACACCUUGGCGCAUACGGCAACAACAAAACUUAAAGUUUGGAUCUACGAUGAAAGCGAUGAUGUGAUUGAGCUAGAAAUUGAGUCAAAUAUUGAGGAGAAAUUGAAAAGUUCCCGAACUCAGGAAAUUAUUCAUUUGCUGUCGGAUUUGUGUGAAUGUUCAGUGAUUCUGUUGGGUGCUGAUUAUGGCCGCCUGAUGAAAAUGCAUGAAGUUGAUAAGCCAAGUCAAGUAAAAGCUACUGAUACGGCUGCUGCUGCUGCUUCUACUGUUGCAGCGUCCAAUUCACUACAGCAACAGCCUUCUAGCAAGCAUAUUCGUGUGCAUUUUAUAUUUGUGAAUCGAACCAAUAAUCAGAUUUUAACGGCCGAACGUGCCAUAUCGAUUGUCGAUAAAAAGGCGGCGAUCAACCCAGAUUUAGUGGUGCCACGUUUAAUCGCUGCCUCUGCUGCGGCUGCUGCAUCCGCUCAACCACAAAGCGAUGGCCAUCGUUCAGCAGCAGCAGCAGCAGUUCGAUCCGAGCCCAACCACCACCACCACCAUCAGCCAUCGACGACGACCAGUCGACGAAGCACCGAAGUGGCCUUGCUACUCUACGUAUUUGCCUUCUUACUCAUAACAGUGCUACUCAUCUUUGCCUUAAUUUUAUGCUACUAUCGUUCAAGAUUUUUGAGUGAGAAGCGUUCGUAUGAAGAGCAGAAAAUAGCGGUUGGUUCACUAAAUAAAUUGAAUCGCUACAAACAACCACCGCCCUAUAUCGCGCCUCCUCUUCAUAAUCUCCGAGAGAAGUAUGCUGUGGAUGAAACGGAAUCAUCCUACGGUACCCAAGAGGUGCAGAUGAUCGUAGAGGAUGAGUCUAUCGAGAAACGGGUACGAUAUUCGUGA